UAUCGUUUAGUUAAAGUUAGUUAGUGUCUUGAAGAACGUUGAUGCGUUCACACAUAACGCCAAGUGAAGUGAAACCUGUGCGGAAAGUUGUAUUUAUUUGAAUGUGGAUAAUGCGUUUCGGCUAUAAGCAAAUAUUGAGGCUAUUUAUAGUGAUUGUGGGUUUUUUACAUUCCAGUCAUGCCUAUCAUUUUCUCGCAGUCUUGCAUUUUAGUUCGAAGUCGCAUUUCAUAGUGGGAUCAGCCCUUAUAAAGGGAUUGAUUGAUAAAGGCCAUGAGGUAACAGUCAUAAGUCCUUUUCCUCAAAAGAAACCAAUAAAAAAUUGGCAUGAUGUGCCGGUGUCAGGGGUCUUGGAGUUUAUGCAGAACGAAACAGAUGAUCUCUUGAACACCUUAGAACGCAGUGUAAUGGAGAAUGUAGUGUCAUUUCACAAAACCGGCCUACAGGUGACCGAGCUGGUUUUAAAAUCACCUGCUGUCCAAAAACUUAUGGCCUCCAAUCAAACCUUUGAUGCUGUCAUCAAUGAAGUUUUCUUAUCGGAAGCUUUAUAUGGCCUAAGUGAACAUUUUAAGGCCCCUCUCAUAGGUUUGGGCACAUUUGGGGCCAUAUCUUGGAAUACAGAUAUGGUUGGCUCACCCUCACCACCUUCGUAUGUACCCAGCACACUGUUACCCUUCACCGAUCGCAUGACCUUGGGUCAACGCAUUGGUAAUUUGGCUCUAUUGACAUUUGAACGUUUGCUUUUGGAUCUUUACUAUCUACCCAAGCAGGAGAAAAUAUUUCGGCAACACUUUCCCCACUCGCAGAGAUCAAUGCUGGAAAUACGCAAAAAUGCCGCUUUGGUGCUGCUCAAUUCUCAUGUCUCCUUGAGUUUCCCCAGACCCUAUGUGCCCAAUCAAAUCGAAGUUGGGGGUAUGCAUAUAAAUCGUCAACGUAAACCUUUGCCCUUGGAUAUUGAACGCUUCAUCAGUGAAUCGCCGCAUGGGGUGGUCUAUUUUUCCAUGGGCUCUAAUAUAAAAUCGAAAAAUUUACCCUUCGAAAAGAGGCAGGAACUCAUGAAGGCUUUGAAAUCUUUGAAACAAAGAGUUCUAUGGAAAUUCGAAGAUCCCCAUUUGGAGGGCAAGCCGGAUAAUGUCUACAUUAGUGAUUGGUUUCCUCAGGAUGAUAUCUUGGCCCAUGACAAUGUGAAGGUGUUCAUAACUCAUGGUGGUUUGCUGAGCACCACCGAAAGUAUUUACCAUGGCAAACCUUUUAUAGGUAUACCCAUAUUUGGCGAUCAAUUCCUCAAUAUGGCCAAGGCGGAGGCAAAUGGCUAUGGCAUAAUGUUGGACUAUAAAAAUUUGUCAGCCAAUGCUUUGAAGCAAGCGGUGGAGAAAAUGGUCUACAACAAGGAAUAUACAAAUUUGGUUAAGGCCAUGUCUGCGCGCUAUAAAGAUCAACCUAUGGCGCCUCUGCAAAAGGCUGUCUAUUGGGUGGAACAUGUGGCCCGUCACAAGGGAGCCAAAUAUCUGCACUGUGCUGGCUUGGAUUUGAAUUUUAUCCAAUAUCACAAUAUUGAUGCCAUUUUGAUAUUAUAUGGUGGUAUAUUGUUUGUUUUAUUUGUUGUGCUAUGGCUGCUGAAAUGUUUGCUGGGUUGUGUGUUUGGCAACAAGUCGCAAAGUGGCAAAACAGCUAAGAAAAUGAAAAAACAAUGAAAUUUGAGCCAAAAAUGUAUUUUUUUUAUUUCUAAACAAAUUAAGAUUAAUGUGUUUUGUAGCAAAACGUAUUGUAUAUACAAUAGUUAAGCUUAAUUAGUAGUAAGAAAAAGAUUGCUACUACCAACACACCGCAGUUAAUUAAAAUUUUUUGCAAUAAACAAACUUUUUUAUUUGAGUAAA
Molecule: messenger RNA, 1874 nt
Organism: Stomoxys calcitrans (stable fly)
Lineage: Eukaryota; Metazoa; Arthropoda; Insecta; Diptera; Muscidae
Product: UDP-glycosyltransferase UGT5
Exons: 3
Coding region: 102-1691 (529 amino acids)
Molecular function (GO): UDP-glycosyltransferase activity
Source: RefSeq, a predicted model, not a curated record